Messenger RNA from Suillus paluster, 2457 nucleotides. RefSeq names its product ribonucleases P/MRP protein subunit POP1-domain-containing protein. The transcript is spliced from 12 exons. The record is from RefSeq and is a predicted model, not a curated record. Gene Ontology annotation, cellular component: nucleolar ribonuclease P complex; ribonuclease MRP complex. Gene Ontology annotation, biological process: tRNA 5'-leader removal. Lineage: Eukaryota; Fungi; Basidiomycota; Agaricomycetes; Boletales; Suillaceae. Bases 1 to 2457 code for a protein of 818 amino acids.
AUGCCUUUGAAACGUAAGGGGGGCGCGGAAGAAAUGACGCCUCGGGAACGGAAGAAACUCAAAGUUGCAGAUGCUCGGACAAUUGCAGUUCAGCCAGCUGCGUCAACCAGUGGUAGUGGGAGUGUCCGAUCUUCAGGAAACGCGCUCGCCGGACCGUCAAGCACCACCGUACGAUUUGAUUCUAUGCAAGGAUUACCUGCGUCAAUCGAUGUGGAGAAAUUUACAGAGGCUCGAGCCUAUGAGAUCGAUGCCAUGCAGAAAGCGAUGAAGACGGCAGGGGAAAGUGUGACUCAUCGCGCAUGGCAAACUCUGCCCCGCCAUCUACGACGAAGGGCAGCCAGCCAUGAUGUUCGCCGGGUGCCCUUGCGCUUGCGAGAAAAAGCACGUGCCGAGAUGGCUCCCAACGCCCGGCGCAUACUUAGAUGUGGACUCUCCAAGCGAGGAAAAACAAAGCAAGUGACCCGCACUGAAUCCCUCUUGAAGCGACAGCGCGAUAAAUCCUGGCUCGAGACUCAUAUUUGGCACGCCAAGCGAAUGAAAAUGGAGAACAUGUGGGGGUAUAGACUCGCGGUAACACCUACGGAGAAAUCGUUCCGUCCCUCACACCGAGCGUCUAUGCAUGGCUCAAUCCUGCAUGAUGCUUCGUACAGCUCACUGAUAGAACUCAAGGGGCCUGAAAAAAUCCUUCGAAAUGUGUUAGAUCUCUGCUGCGAUCCUCAGUGCACUGGAAUGAAGCGAUCCAUGUCCGGUUCUCGCGUGCUCGAGACGGACCUGUACAAGUCAGGAAGCUACCCCUUUGACCUGAUUGCACCUGUAACGAUCAUGUGGCGGCCGUUGCCUCCAGCACAGACGAACCCGCCCCCAGCGGAAGGAUCUUCCAAACGCAAGCGGAAAGGAAAGGACAAGCAGAAUACACUGGCUAAUGCUGUUCAACAAAGUUCCGCGAGAGCAGUCUGGGUGCGCUCGCACCCUGCGGUGUUCGACGAUGUCUUCGAAGCGUUGCAGAAAUCUACUUCCUUAGUUCUUGAAGCUGAGAAACAGCGACAUAAAGAUGUAUCUGUGGAAGUAGAGAUAGCCGAUCUGCGAGGCACUCUCAAUGUUUUCGAAAUCAUGGGACCCAAGGCAAGUCAGGUCAUCAAGGGCGCCUUGUCUCCAGUUGGAGAUGAUGACAGGCAUGCAUUCAAAAAGUUCUGGUCAUCCCUCAACGAUCUACAAACCACUGCAUCCCUACCGCGCGGAAUAGUCAUCGGAAUGAAAGUCCUUGACCCACGAUUGAAGUUUCCGCCCAAGAACGCCAAACCCAGCACGAACGAUGUACAAGCCGCCGCCCCUGCAAUGACGUUUCCCGCCACCAUACUUGCUCAAAGCGAAAUAUGGGAGGAAGAGAAGCGUUCAGCGCUCAAGAAACCUACAUACAAGAAGAAAGAUCUUGAUACGCGUCGUUCCAAUAAUCUUGUUCCAGGCACGCCUCUGAACCCCCUUCGCCAGGACGAUCGCAUCCCACUGCUGCUCAUCCAGCGCUCGCUCGAAUCGCCCUCCAGCACGCAUGGUAUCCACGGCUGGACGCUCAUUUUUCCCGCCGGAUGGGGCAUGCCUUUCCUCCCCUCACUGAUACAUACAGGCACACGUGUCGGCGGACAACGAGAGCGAGGCACACAAGCCUUUGAGGCGGGCACUGCAUAUUUCCCGAGAGACUUCCCUUGCACGAAGUUCUACGACAAGCAUUGGGAAGAGCGUGCCGAUAAGGAGAAAGCGAAGUGGGAGAGAACGCCACCAGCAAAGAGACCCAAUCAUAAGAACCUUGGUACCCGUAGCCCAUGGCGGGCGGAUUGGGAGGUUGUGCUAGGCCUUCCGAUGGCGUCUGCUGUAGAUGAGAACCUGGUGCCAGCACAACGAGGCCCCCAGGAUGCAAUGGACGUUGACAGAGCACCUAUUGUUCGCCCUUGGUUGCUCCGUGGUCCAGAAGUGCCAGCGAUUCUCGAAAAAGUAACACAGAUGCUUAAUCACGGUGCGGGUCUCCUUUCAGAGAUCAACAGGCUUCGGGCGAAGCGUGGCAUGAAUUUACUGGAUGCCAAUUAUCGCGCCGAGGCUCUCCUGAAAGGGGCAUUGGUCAUGAUCCGCGUGAAGAUGGUCACUCGUGGCGCCCCGGAUGACCUCGCCAUUAUCCACCGCCUCGAUGACGUCGAAGUCAAGAAUUUCAAGGAGAAGGGCAAGAUGCGAGAUAGUUUGUCGCUUUUGUCUUUUGGACCUUGUAUUCGGAUUGAUUUGCUUCCCGACCAGCCCCCUGAGGCUGUUCCUCCCCACACAUCUAUCAUUGGGUAUGUUACUACUGGCAGCGUGUCCUUGUCCCGCGGAGAAGGCUUCGCUAUCGGCGCUGUCCCAGUGUCGGUGCUGAUAGAAUUGCAACAACAGGCACGGAGGUAUGGAUUCCUUGUGUCAUCAAGAGCGUUCAAUUGA